Molecule: messenger RNA, 18228 nt
Organism: Lytechinus variegatus (green sea urchin)
Lineage: Eukaryota; Metazoa; Echinodermata; Echinoidea; Temnopleuroida; Toxopneustidae
Product: probable E3 ubiquitin-protein ligase HERC1
Molecular function (GO): ubiquitin-protein transferase activity; protein binding
Source: RefSeq, a predicted model, not a curated record
CUAGGGCGCCAUCUGUUGAUAAAAGGACGUCAACAUAUCUUCGUCCAUCCCACUUCGAAUCUUUCGGGAAGGUGACAAAUUUGCUCAUAUGGGAGGUUAAAAGUAAUGUUAAUAUGGUGAUAUGUUCAGUUGAAUGAUUUCUACAUGGUGUGAAGCCAGGCGACACAAGUUGAUAAGCAACAUGACAGCAAAUCUUCCAGUCAAGUUGAAAUGGAUGGAGCAUAUGAAUGCUUCGUGGGUGGCAGAGGACUGGGCUAGAAUAGCCAGCCGAGAUGGAGUAAUGGAACUCUACUCUCGCCUCAUCACAAACAAAGAGAUCAUUGGUGCUCCCCGUCACACCCUCCACCUACAGGGUCCUCAGCUGCCUGAUUUUGAGCGUGAGUUGCCCUCCACGGAGGAGCAGGAGCAUUUUUUAGAACUCCUCCUUGGCACGCAACUGGGUCUAGCAAGGUCUGUCUGCACUGAUUCUCCAUUUUCUACCACACUGCGGAAACGCCUCCUGGUCCUGCGAAGGAUCUUUCAUUCUGUUUCUAGCAAAUAUCAUGAUUGUGAGAAAGUAAAGCAGCAGCAAAAGCUGCAGCAGGCUCAGUCAAGAACAGUUGAAGAGAAAUCAUGUGGACAGUGGGCUCGUUUUGGCACAGAUGCACUGAUUGAGAUGGGCGUCAGGACCAGCCUUACACUCCUCUUUGCGCUUCUUCGUCAGAACUGGAUGCAGCCACCUUCGACUGGGGCACCACAUCUUUGCAACGACGUGCUGCUCACAGCUAAAGAUGUGGUUAUCUCAUUGCCCCCUCUCUCGCUUGCGAACGAGAGCAAGAUUCCGCCCCUUGGUACAGAAUGCCUGAAGCAGGUUACCUCAUUCCUGAAAUCGGUCACCAUGCCGACGUCUGGUGCAGACCUGAUGGGGAAGAGAGUAGCUUGUGAGUUAGUUUUAGGACUGGCCAGUCAGAGAGGAUCUUUACAGCAUCUCUUAGAUUGGGUAGAAAUGGCUGUGGGAGCAUCAACUGCAGCAGCUACCCAGGGACUUAUGCCAGGACAAGGAGGCCCAGAACAGAACAGUUGUAUUUCGUAUGACUACUUCAUGUCUGUACUAGGACAGAUGAGGAAAGCCACGGGGUCAUCAGCUGAGAGGGGGUCUAUACUUUCUGAAAUGCAGAGCACUCAAGGACUAUGUCCUCUUUAUCAAGCAGCUCUUUGUCUUAUUGAAGAAGUUGCAAGGCUUGCAUCGGAGUAUGCAAGGACCUGCAUCAGUCCUGAAGAUAAGAAACCAAACAGUCUGGUGGUGUCAGAGAACAGUGAGGUGUUUGUAUGGGGUAGUAACAGUAGUCACCAGCUUGCUGAGGGUAGCCAAGAGAAGAUCCUUCUACCGAAGAUGGCUAUAUCCUUUGCUGAGAGUCAGCAGAUUGAAGCCGGUCAGUAUUGCACAUUCGUCAUCUCUUCGGAUGGCUCAGUGAGGGCUUGUGGGAAAGGGAGCUAUGGCAGACUAGGUCUAGGUGACUCUAACAAUCAGACACAGCUCAAGAAACUCAACUUUGAUAACAGCAUCAUCACAAGAAUAUCAUCUUCAAAGGGAUCAGAUGGCCACACCCUUGCGCUGACCUCAGAAGGUCAGGUUUUUAGCUGGGGAGAUGGUGACUAUGGCAAGCUUGGACAUGGUAACACAUUGACCCAGAAGUACCCUAAGGUCAUCAUGGGUGUACUGACUGGGAAGGUUGUGGUGUGUAUCUCUGCUGGAUACAGGCACAGUGCUUGUGUUACAGAUGACGGGCAGCUCUACACAUGGGGUGAAGGAGAUUAUGGAAGAUUGGGCCAUGGUGAUAGUAACAGUCGGAAUGUACCUACCCUUGUAAAAGACAUCAGUAAUGUUGGUAAGGUUGUGUGUGGUAGCUCCCAUACCAUAGCCGUGUCACAGGACAGUAGAACAGUAUGGUCCUUUGGUGGUGGAGACAAUGGUAAACUAGGCCAUGGAGACACAAAUAGGAUAUACAAGCCCAAGAUAAUAGAAUCAUUGAUUGGUUUAUUCAUCAAGAAGGUUGGGUGUGGUAGCCAGUCUUCAUUGGCUCUUACAUCAACAGGACAGGUGUAUGCAUGGGGCCAUGGUGCCUGCCUUGGGUGUGGAUCAUCAGAAGCCAUUUCGCUGAGACCCAAACUUGUUGAAGACCUCCAGUUUACAAGGAUCGUGGAUAUUGCCUGUGGGGACAGCCAUUGCCUAGCACUCACUCAUGAUAAUGAAGUAUAUGGCUGGGGCAACAAUGCUAUGGGUCAGUGUGGUCAGGGGCAUACUACUAGCCCCAUUACAAGGGUCAAGAAAGUGGCCAGUCUAGAAGGAGUGACCAUUCACCAGAUAUCUGCUGGGACCUCACACAGUGUAGCGUGGACAGCGCUGCCAUCAGAUAGGCAAGUUGUAGCUUGGCAUCGUCCAUUUUGUGUUGACCUUCAAGAGGGUACGUUCUCUCACCUGCGAUCGUUCAUAGAGCAUUACUGUGAGGGGUUCAGUGGAACACAGCCUCCACCCCCAUUCCCAACUUCCAGAGAGCAUCAGCAGUUUGUUUUACUCUGUCUCAAGUUAUUAUGCACUCAUCUUCAGCUUGCAUUAGCAGGAGGCCUGACUGCCAGUGUGCUAGGUAACCAGGCUAGGCCAUUACGUCAUCUUCUAUUCCGUCUUAUCGAUGCCAACACACCUGCAUCAAUACAGAAGGCUGUGAGUGAUACACUCUCUAUCGGUGCUCCCCUACUGCUACCCCCACUCAGAGAAAGAAUGGAACUAUUACAUUCAUUACUACCACAGGGACCUGAUCGCUGGGACAGCCUAUCCAAGGGACAGCGAAUGCAGCUAGGUAUCGUCCUGACAAGCCUUCAAGAAAACAUCCAUGUAGCUUCCUUACUGGGGUUCACCUCACCGUUAGAGGGGGAGCUCAGUCCACCCCUGGAGGGGGACAGUGGGAGUGGCAUGUCCAUUGGGGCUUCCCCUACUGAAGAUACUCACUUGGCUGAGGUCCUCAUGAAGACACUUCUGAGGAAUCUUGGAUAUCACACGGAGCAAGCAUUUGGUGAGCUAGAAAAGAACAGUGAUAAACGUCAACCAUCCAUUACUUGUGAAGAUGGAGCUCCACCGUCUCAUCUUAGAGAACUCUUAUCAUCACUUCAGAAACAUCUACUUGCUUACUGUCAUGCAAACAAUAGUAAUGAGAUUUCAUCUAGUGUCAGUCUUUUACACAAACACCUAUGCCUUCUUCUGCCUCAUGCUGUGGAAGUUCUACAAAGAUCUACAACUCUACUGAAGCAGAGCGGGAGCAAUGCCUCUCAGGCAGUUAGGAGCAAGCUAAGAGAUGUGCUGAUGAACUCUGCUGCUGGUUCCAUGCUGUCGCACAUUCUCCACUCCUUGCUCCUCCUACCAGUGACAGUGACACGCCCUCUUCUUCAUCAUCUCUUGGCUCUUCUACCAGAGCUUGAUAAGCUCAAUCGUCUCCUCCCUGCAGCAAAUGUCCUAGAAGAGCAGGAAAUGGAUUGGCCCAUGAGGGUUUCAUCAGACUCGCCUGACCCCACUGCCAUGCCGUUACCCCAGCCAGUCAGAGGGUGGGUGUGGCUGGUGGACCUAGAGCGCACCUGUUCCCUGGUGAUUGGCUGGUGUCUAGGGGGUAUGCUGGCCUGGAGACCACUAUCCAAGGAGGAGAGGGAGACCAGUGGAUGGAUGGUAUCCAAACUCAUGCAGAAUGGCAUGGAGAAACAGGUUCAACAUAUAGACAAGCUUGUGAGUAAGAUGUCAGAGGCAGCCAUGCUUGGUGAUGAUGACUUUGAUAUCUCUGAGCACAAGGUCCCUAAGGAAUGUUUAUCUCUCCUGGACCUGACACUAGGGAAGAGUAGGGAACCUGGACAGUUCAUUUGGACAUCCAUGCAGGAAUAUGCUCUUAGCAGAGGUUGGGAGACAAGUGAUGAUGAUUUGGAUGAUCUUUUAGAUAGAGCAACACGCUGUCUAUUGGCAUGUCUUCUCAAACAGACUCGCUUGUUUCAUUAUGCUGCUCAGAGACCAAGGUCGACCCUUGAGGACUCCAAGAUCUUGAUUGAAAUCUACCGGACCGUAUACCGGGUGAGACGCAAGCUGGUCACCACUAAGCUCAUGCAGAGGCAAGACACCCAAGAAGCAGAAUCAGAACCCAUGGAUGAAUCCUCUAACCUCUCUGAUUCAGAGAGUGGUGAAAGGACCAUGUAUCCCACCGCUGCCACUGCUUCUACCUCAUCAGGGAUGACCAUAGCGGUCAUCCCUUCUGUGGCAGGGGCAGCAGCGGCAACUGUCAUCACCUACAGCCCUAGGACAAAGUCAUUUGUGCGCAAGAAAGCUGAGCACCCAUCAACUUCUAGUAAUAGUCAGAACCUCAGUCUCUCUGACCUGGACAUUGACCCUGAGACAGAACCACCCAAGCCUGACCCCAGCAACACGGACGAUGAUGAAGACACAGUCAGGGAAGAAGACCCAGAACGUAGGGAUUCCUCAAAGGCUGCCCCAAAGCAGACCUACUUCAGCUUCAGUGAGGCCUGCAAGUCUUUGAUUGAGAGAUGUAUGUUCCUCAUCCUAGGUGUUAGUCCUGCCAUGUUGGAGAAUGGCCAUCAGAGUGUAUUGCCAGAUUUCGAUAAGACAGGAAAGUCAGAGGACAAGAAUGGAUCAACAAAAUCUGAGGAAAAGAUGAAGUCUUCAGAAUCUGGUGCUUCAAGCCAAGAUGGAAGCAAACUCUUCAGUGAUUUAGAUAAUAGAUCUCCAUUGAAGAGCAGCUUCUCAUGUAAUUCAAGCAAGCAUCAAAAUUGCCUCUCUUGCCUUAGAAACAUCUGCACGGAAGCAGUGAAUUUUGUAUGUCAGGAAUUCUCUCCUGCUCAGAUGAAUCGAGAGGAAGAGGAGCUUCUCUACUGUACUGACCCCAACACGGUGGCACUGGCCCUCCAGAAUCAACAGUAUAGAGCAGAGACGCGGUUUGAUGCCUUGAACCAGAUUCUUGCCCUUCUCCAUGGCAACCAAGACGACAAAACCAAGGAGACUCCAGAGGGCAGUGUUGAGAGCCCAUUCAGUUCUCUAUGUCUCCUCACGUCGGCUCACUUUCAGUUUAUGCUUGGUGCCUUUGGCUUGGACACGCUAGACCAGUGCAAUAGGGACACGUCCAGAACUAUGCAGCUCUAUCAUUAUAGUGACGGCAUUAGAUCUGCCACAAGAUCCACUCAAGACCAGAUCAGGGCUGUUGCUCAUCGGAUUUGCAAUCAUCUUGUUACAGUGCUAGCAGAGAGAGCUUCAGAAAUGAUGGCAAAGAAAAGUGCCCAACACAGACUGACCCUUGCCACUGUCUUUGCCCUGAGUGUCAAGUACCACCCCGCUGACAUCUGUCUGGCCAUCUCUAGUGGUAUCCUACCACUCUUGGCUGAUCUUUGUGGUGGUAAAUCAGCCCUAGCUCGUCCCCUACAUCCAUCACUCAUUGGUCUUCAGCUGCCAGGAGGGACUCCUCCAACCCUAAGGAUUCUCCAGGUGGCAAGCAUGAGACUGCUUCAGGUGCUAGCCAUUACCGCAGGAACAUAUGCCGAGCAGCUUGACAACAAGAUUGUCCAAUCAGUUGUUGAUCUACUUUGGGACCAGCUAGACAGUCUGAUGUCCCUGGCCAUCACCGACCCUCACUUGACCUCGGGUCGGAGGUCAAAGUCUAAUUCACUCACGGAUACAAGUUCUGGGUCUUUGAAAAGUGAACCGAAAUCUUCCAAGUCAUCCAAAGAUAAAGAGCAUAAGGUUGGGAGACGCACAAGGCAAGCUGCUCAGAAUGCACUUGGAGACUUCUUGGUGUUCCUACGUCGAGUCUCUAGCUGUAGAGUGGUACAGGCUAAGAUGGCUGACAGCGGAUGGACAGAUAUCCUAUUGGCUAUUGUUGGACAUCAUCCGCAGUCAGGUCUUCCGCGAAUUGAGAAUGUAAGAACAAGACUUCUAGCACUACAUCUACUUGAAACUGUCUUACCUGCACUCAACACAAACAAUAGAGGGCAGCAAAUCCAAGUCAUUGAACAGCUGAUGACCAACAUCUCGAACAGCAUGUGGUCAGCACCCCUCGCUAGUGCCCGUCACUGUGCCAACCGCAUUCAGAGUGCCCUUGCGAGACAACGAUCAGCUUCCACAUCCUCCUCUGAUGCAGGACGGCCCGAAAGCAACCAGAGGGCGCUUCCAUUCACCAAGAAGAGUCUGACAGACACGACAACCAUCAACAGCAAUAGCUGCUGGAUGAAUAUCAGUCUUGCCGAUGCUCCAUCAGAUGAUGAUGAUGACGAUGAUGGUCUCAUUCUGCAAGAUGCUGUCUUUGACCCUGAUAAGACAGUCUGUUGUAGCGUUGAGAACAGCCACACCCUCGUGCAUGGUUCUGGUGGGAGAGGGUAUGGGUUAGGAGCCACAGGAAUAACUGCUGGAUGCUACCAAUGGAAGUUCAACAUCGUGAAGGAGAACAAAGGCAAUGAAGGGACGUGUGUGGGUGUCUCCCGCUACCCUGUCAGAGACUUCAGCCACCGCACCACCUCAGACAUGUGGCUCUACCGGGCAUACAGCGGCAAUCUCUACCACAACGGAGAGCAUACCCUGACACUUCCAGGGUUCACCCAGGGGGAUCAUGUCACAUGUGUACUGGACAUGGAGGCAAGGACAGUGUCCUUUGGCAAGAAUGGAGAGGAACCUCGUUUGGCCUUUGAUGACAUUGAAGCCACUGAGCUCUAUCCUGUGGUCAUGUUCUACAGCAGUAAUCCUGGUGAAAAGGUCAAGAUCUGUGAUAUGCAAGUCAGAGGGGCACCUCGUGACCUCUACCCCGGUGACCCCCUCUGUGCCCCAAUGACCUCCAUCCUGUCCGAAUCCCACAUCUCAUUGGUCAAUUGGCUUCAUCGGAAUGACCAGUGGCGUGACGUUGUCAACUCUUGCCUCCUUGACCGCCUCAAGUCAAUUGGUCAAGUCUUGGGUCAUCUCCAUGGCGAUACUACCUCGGGUAGAGGUGAGGCUAGAAGUAGGAGUCAUUCAAAAGGAAAUAAGGAUACCAAGAAAGUGGACAAAUUAAAAGAGGAUGACACAAAAGUAACAGAAAAAACUAAGGGUGGGACUGAAGAAACUGAGAAAUCAUUGGAAAUGGUUAGAAAAGAAGACAGCAGUAAGGAGGAUUUGAAGGAGAUGGAGGUUGUUCAAACCGAGCAGAACAGCAAUGAGAAUAGAGAGAUGGUACCUACUAGGCAAACAAUAAACUCAGGAAAGAGUGAAGAGGUGAAAAGGGAGGAAGUAGUGGAAUAUGACAUCCCAUCAGUGUCAGAUAAGAUUGAAGGAAGGAAGGAUUCAUCGAAGGAUGGAGAGAAGGAUAAGAAGGAAGAUGAUGCAAAGGAAUUACCAUCAGCUUUCCCGGAUGACAAGAAGAAUGAGACUCAUAUUCAAAGUCUUGAGGAUAUGUGUCAGCAUGUCUGGCCAGCCUUGGCCAUCAUUGGUGGUAUCGAUAGAGGUCUACGGAUGGGAGGGCGUUGUAUCCAUCGACAGACGUCGAGGGAGGCGGUCCUUCUGGGCGUGGCCAAGGUCGGUAACUCCUCCGCCAAGGUACAGUGGGAAGACGGUGAUGCCAAUAUCAGUGACAGUGCAAUAUCCAACUUGGAACCUGUGAUACCCAUGACCUUUGACACAGGUCGAUUGCAAGGUUUGACCCCAUCCCUCCUCUCCAACCUAGCCCUCCUCUCUGGUCUAGCGGAGGAGACUCCAAAGACUUCCCCAAGGGAAGGGGGAGCAAGACAAGAUGGGGCAAAGGGUAAUAAAGGAAAAGAUGCGGUGAGGGAGGGCAAAGAAGAAGAGAGGAAGGAAGAAAAGGAACAGGAGAUUCUUGAAAGGUCAUUAGAUGAGGAUAUAGCUAAAGCAAUGGAUGAUGAAAUGCAGAAUGGAGAUGCUGCCCAAACCCCAAAGUCAACUGAUCCACCUGUAGAUGAGACAGCAUCUGCUUCCAAGACUUCCUCGCCAGUACCUGAUGAAGUUGGAGCAAUCAGUUCACCCUUGGCAGUCUCUGAACAGGACAAUGGAGAUGUUUCUGCUACUGAUGAUGCCAAGGCGGCUGCUGCUGCUGGCUCUGGUUCUGUGACAACAGAGAUGGUGGAGGAAAUGCUUCAGAGCAUCACAGAAGAUCUUCAAGCCAUGUCUUGCCAGGAAACAACACCUGACAGCACCCAAGUGACUGAUGCCAUCGCCGCCUCAGGUGAUAUCCCCAAGACGGACAAUCAUGCUGCAGUUGCAGCAGCUCCUCCUGAGAUCUCGGUCUCCAUGUCCAUUAGUACUUGCACCAUUCAACUCACACAACCUGCGGGCAAUGACAGCAACACUGCAACGUCAUCUGCAACAAACGUCUUGGCUCCUCCUGCUGUGACCCAACUGGCAGCGAACCCUCCAAGAACAGACAAAGAACCUGCAAAUAUACCAGCAAGCAGUGGUGUUGGCGAGGCAGGACCAACUAGUGAUCGACGAGGAAGUGCGAUAUCCAAAUCAAUAGAUCCAAUUGAACAGGCACAGCUUGAAAUGAAGCAGGUUAUGCUAGCUCUCGUUAGGGUCAAUGCGAUGAAGUCUUUGGGAACCAUCAUUGGAUGCAGUAAGUAUGCUGAAAUGCUCCUUGUCCCAAAGAUGGAAACAAGUAACAAAUCGGUGAAGCGGCAAAACAGCAAAGAGAAAUCAUCCACCCAGUCAACGUCCACGUCGUCCUCUAGGCCACCAAGCCCUAAGUCAUCGGAUGGUGACGAUCCUCCAAAGAGUGGGGAAUGUCUGGAGGAGUUAAGGAGUACCCUUCGGUCAAUCAUGAGACGACUGGUCAAACAAGCUGUUAUGCCAUCGCCCAUCAAACGUGUUGUUUCUAUUGCUGAACUAGAGAGGGCGCAAGCCAUGUUGGUGAAAGUAACAGCCCAAUCUCCAUUUGCUGUCGAAGAGGGUGAAGAAAGGGGAACAAAUGAAGCAGCAUUACCUGCAUCAACUUCUUCCAAACCAUCCCAAACCCCACCCCAAGACUCUCUCCUCCCCCAAGGGGAUAGCAAUGACCAAUCACAGGACGAAGGCCUGUCCCUGGCUCCGGUCUCCGCCCCACCCACACCAUCAUCCUCCAUCCCUCCUCGGAGAUUGAGGAGGAUUACUCGCAACAAUGGCACCCUGACUCUAAGACGUCAACCCAGAGGGCCUCCUAGGGUUCCUGCUGACACGCCCCCACCGUCACCAGAUCCAUGUGAGUCUGCAAGAGAAACGGCUGCAGCAGCGAGCAGGGCAGCUGCCAGACGAGCUGCUUCUCCUCCUCCCCCUCCUAUCGCUGGUCCUCUACUAGAGAUGGGUUUUACUAUACAGCAUAUCCAGAAAGCGAUGGAAGUCACUGGGACGAGGGGAGAGCUUGACCCGGAACGCAUCACUGUCCUUGCAACUUGGAUGUUGGAGCAUCCUCACACGGCUGAGCCAGAUCCCGAGGAGGAAGAAGAAGAAGGCAUCGAUGAUAGUGAAAUCUUGACAGGAGCAACUGUUGGGUUGAGCUCUACUUCACUUUCAGUUGAAGAAACAGCUAAUACUGAUGCCAUGGGUGUUUCAACUGACAGAGAGAAUGGCUUAGAUGCAGGCAUUGAGGAAUCUAUCUUCAUGGUCGACGAGGCUGGCAUCACACCUGCCAUAACUACAGAACGUCCUCCAUCCCGUCUGGAGAGGUAUAGAGCAGUAGCUGACCUGUCGUCACUUGCCAAUGCUAUGGCUAGGAGUCUGGAUACACCGAGUGUUCCAUAUCAAGAUCUGAUGGGAGUUGGAGGUGGCCUCCUGUCAAGUGCCUUUCCUCAGAACCUACCUGACGUGACUGUCUUUGAUAACGAGGACAUGGACUUGGAUGAUGACCAGACUAACACACUCCUUGCUGAAAUCACGUCUGAAACAGAUCUACUUGGACAGUGGUAUGAGGAGCUGUCACAUGUCAGCUCUGCUCAGGUGACCUGUGAGCUCUGUAACACCAUGGUGACUUGGUUCAACCGUCACAUGCACCAGCAUCACCCUGGCUGCGGCAAGAGCUGUGGUCACAUGGGAUACCGUAGCAAUGGCUCCUACGUUGAUGGUUGGUUUGGAGGGGCUUGCGGGACAGGCACACCCUACUACUUGCUGUGCCAAGACUGCAGGCAGAAGUACCUUCAAGGAAAGCCUUCGCAGCAUUCACCUGUCGCUGUUGACUUGGGUGUAGGAGCAGAUGCUGGAGCUGAUGAUGAGACUGGUCAUCUUGGAGUUGAUGAAGAUCUACUUCUAUCUGGCCAAGAGAACUUUGAACAGGUCAUGCAUCGUCUUGGUUUGACUGAUAACAGGCCCAUUCCUUCAGCUCUCGACUUCUCAGAACAAGACCCACUCGGGGCCAAGGCCUGCUGUGAUUGUAAAGGACAGACCAGCUCUGGCAGUGCACAACAAAAUGAUGCGACCAGUUUCCCAAGCAUCAAUGGACAACCUUGUAGAAUGUCUUUAGGGGAGCAGGUGUCUAUCUUACUGACACCCCAGGAGAGAGGAGUAGCACUCAGAAAGGUAGCUGCAGCUUCCCAAGUUCUCCUUGCACGGUCAAUGGUGAUGAGAGCUCUUUCGUUGUUGUCUGUCAGUGGGUCAGCAUGCAAUCUCUCUGAAGGACUGGAGAGACUAGGCCUCGCUGACAUCCGUCUUGUUGUCCGUCUCAUGUGCCUGGCCGCAGCAGGCCGAGCUGAUUUCACAUCGAUGUCGACCUCAUACCCCGACACCAGCUUCUCUCAAACUCAGUACUACCCCAGUCCCUCAUCGACCACCAGUUCAGUAGUGGAUGCUAUCAGCCAUAGUUCUCCGACAUCUAGUCUCUCGUACCUUAGCUCGGCCAUAGGAGCUCUGGUCUUGAGCAAUCCUAGUGCUGCCAAACUGCUUGUUCAGUUAUGUACAAAGGAUCUGUUAUCGGCUGCCUGUGGUCUAAAUAUCGCAGCUAUAGACACAAGACGAGUUACUAUGGCAACGGAGGACCCCGGAAGUUCAGAUCAGAGGGCGUUAUCAUCCCCUAGUUUUGCAGUAACUAAGGCUCUUGUUGCUCUGUUAGCCAAGAGUACACCAUCUACAGCAAAGUCACAUGGAACAAGUGACAGUAAAGAUGCCAAACCAAAGUCCAAUCCUCUACUGCUUGCCAAUGCCCUGGCGGCCUGCUGCCUGUCAAGUCGUCUAGCCAGUGAACAUCGUCAGUGGGCAGCACAGCAGCUGGUCAAGGCUCUAGCCGGCAAGGCCAAGGAAGAGACAGGGUCCAGGGGUCCCCAGUCCCUCCCCAUGGUGGCUGAUGUCCAAGGAGAGCUGCCUCAGUGCCCAGUGGAGAAGGUAGAGGCUCAUACAGCACCCCUGACAGCCAGCAGGUGGAAUUCCAAGAAGGCUCUUCUAGCAACAUGUGGUCGAGAUGGGCGUGUCCGCACCUGGAGUCUGACCCCCUCCUCACACCCCUUACCCCAGCAGAUAUGCACCUUCUCUGCCACCGAGGACCAGAUUGCAAUCCUGAAGGGGCGCUACCCAGAUGGACUGCCCCUCUCAAACUUCUGCUGGACUCCCAGUGGUCGCAUUAUGGCUGGCUCUGUUGACAACCUGGUCAAUAUUUGGUUUACUACAGGUGGGCGUGGUCACUUAGACAUCCAACCCCAGUUGGUAACAUCCCUGACAUGGCCUCUUCAUAAAGGUCUACUAGAGGGUAGGGCUGGUACUACCACUGAUAUGUUGGUGGUAGGGAGGGCCGAUGGUUCUCUUGGUCUGAUUGAGAUCCUAGAUCAUACUACCUUCCAUCGGGUAGAACUGGAGCAGUGCUACAGACAGGGAGUUGCUGUUACCUGCCUAGCAUGGUACGAUGAAGACCAUCGGUUUGCUGUAGGUUACUCUGAUGGUCAGCUUGCUUUCUGCAGUAGAGAUACCUUUGAUCCAGAACCAUCAUUUGUUCUAGAAGCUCAUGAGAACCAAGUACUGUGUGUGGAGUGGAACACUACUGGUCAUCUCCUGGCCAGCUGUGCGGCCGGAGAUGCGGUCAAGAUCUGGCUUCAGACAGGCAAGCAGCCAAGCUGUCUAUUUGAGCUUCAGCUUCCAUCCUGUCCCCUGGUCUCUACCUUGGAAUGGUGCUUGCUCAGUCCUCAUCUUAGUAACCCUAAUUUCAUUCUUGCCAUUGGUUGCGUAACUGGUAGUCUUCAUGUGUGGAGGAUACCAUAUCAGAGCCGUAUGGACAUACCAACACCGUUAGGAUCUAGACCUAGGCAGUUCUUAGAACCACUCACACCAGCCUCACCAGCUCAGGAAAAGAGCAGUGUUGCAGAUGAAAAGCCCAAAGAGUUGAUAGUGGUCAAAGGUCACUCGGGGGUCAUCACACAUCUGACCUUUAGCCAAGAUGGUCUGUUGUUAGCAUCAGGGUGUUCAGAAGGCCUUGUUAAUGUAUGGGCAUUACAUGAGGGUGCUGUUCUACACACCUUCAAGGGAGACGGCCCUGUCCAGGAUCUAUCCUGGACAUCUAAUGCCAGUUUGGCCUUCUGCUCAGCCAAGUCCCGUUUCUUGACCAUUGGUGUGUGCUCCGAGGACUGGUACCUCAAGCACCGGGUCUAUGCUGCCUGCCGUAUGGCACUGGUCUCUCAGGGUAUUGUAGGGCUGCACCAGGCUCCGUUCCUACGUGCAUUCCUGGAGAGACUGCCCAUGAUCCUACAGACACAGUACUCAGCUGAGAAGGGACAAGUUUUGAGAGGGGAUCAGCUUGUCCAUAGCAGCUUCCUCCAGUGUCUCGCUGCCCUUGCUCUUGCCCUCAACCUGGGCCAUGCCCUGUACCUCCACCCUCGCCCGCCCCACCUCACCCUGGAAGACGACACCCCUAUACUGCCAGAAUGGAACUGGCUAUCCUCAUUCUGCACUGCAAUGAAAUCGGCCACUGCACUCAUGCAGAGGGAGGGAAUGCCCCCUGAGUUUGUGGUGCCCAACAUGGAGUUACUCCAGGCCGGUGAGAGGCCGAGGCCGACGGUGAACAGCGAGUGGUCCCUGACUAUGGAUCAGCAGAUCAUGUCAUGGGCAAUGCAGAAACCUGAGGAUUGGCAGCUAGGAGGACGUUGUGAGGUGUUUGUCUGGGGAAGUGGUAGGCAGGGACAACUAGCAGAGACUGGUCGAGGUACAGCCACUCCCAACCUUGUCACCUCAUUCUCAUCAGCACAGCAAGUAAUCCUUGGUCAGAACUGUACCUUUGUGAUUCAUUCUAAUGGGACAGUGUCAGCCUGUGGUGAAGGAAGCUAUGGGCGGCUUGGACAAGGAAACUCGGAUGAUCUUCAUACUCUCACUGUCAUAUCAGCUCUUCAAGGUUUUGUGGUGACCCAGCUUGUCACAUCAUGUGGUUCAGACGGUCACUCUAUGGCUUUGACUGAGAGUGGAGAAGUGUUCAGCUGGGGGGACGGUGACUACGGUAAGCUAGGACAUGGUAACAGUGAUAGGCAGAGGAGACCAAGACAAGUAGAGGCACUGCAAGGAGAGGAGAUAAGUCAGAUGGCGUGUGGUUUCAAGCAUUCUGCUGUCGUGACAUCAGAUGGCAAACUCUUCACAUUUGGUAAUGGAGACUACGGUCGUCUUGGACAUGGUAACACAUCUAACAAGAAGACUCCUGAACCUGUCAUAGCCUUAGGCCAGUCUGUGGGUCAGGUAUCAUGUGGCAUGAACCAUACCUUAUGUGUGUCAGCCGAUGGUAAUAUUGUAUGGGCGUUUGGUGAUGGUGAUUACGGCAAGCUUGGACUGGGUAACUCUACAGCCAAGUCUUAUCCACAGAGGAUUGAAACCUUGUGCAACAUUGGUGUAAAGAAGGUUUGCUGUGGCACUCAGUACUCUGUUGCUCUCACAAAGGAUGGUAGAGUCUUCACAUUUGGUCAAGAUCGUUUGACAGGACUACCAGAGAACAGGGCCCGUCUUGCUAACCGACCCCAGCAGGUCCUAGCCCUAGCAGGAUUCUUCGUAGAGGACAUUGCAGUAGGAUCAGAACACACCCUGGCCCUUACUAGCACUGGUGAUGUCUGGGGGUGGGGUAGUAAUAGCGAUGGUCAGCUAGGGUUGGGUCACUUCAACACAGUCAGGGAGCCUGUCCUGGUUGGUUCGUUGCAAGGGAAAAACAUCCAACAGAUUUCUGCAGGGCGUAGCCACUCUGCUGCCUGGACAGCACCCCCUGUACCCCGAUGCAGCCCUGGUACCCCUGCUCCCUUGCAGCUUGGUCUACCUGAUCGUAUCCCAACUCAGUAUACUGCCCUCAAGGAUUGUAGUCCAGGUAGUGUCAGGGCUCGUCUCAGACUCCUUCAUCACUUCAGUGAUCUUAUGUAUUCAUCAUGGAGAUUACUCAAUCUAGAUCCAGCUCAGCACAUAACUCUAGGUCCUUAUGGAGCUGGUAUCUCUGGCUUGAUGGAUGGCUCUCUGCGGCCGUUAUUGGCGCCCAGGGUCUACACCCUCCCUAUGGUGAGGGCUAUUGGUAGGACCAUGGUACAAGGCAAGAAUUAUGGCCCUCAAGUCACCGUCAAGAGAUUAGCAACAAGGGGACGGAAGUGCAAACCCAUCUUUGUGCAGAUAGCCAAGCAGGUUGUACGACUGAAGCCAGCCGAUCUGAGGCUUCCUGCUAGAGCUUGGAAGGUUAAAUUAGUAGGAGAAGGUGCUGAUGAUGCUGGAGGGGUGUUUGAUGAUACCAUCACAGAGAUGUGUCAGGAGCUUGAGUCUGGGACUGUAGGUCUUCUCAUCCCAACACCAAAUGCAGUCUCAGAGACGGGCAGUAACAGGGAUAGAUUCUUACUGAGCCCUUCAGCCAGCUCCGAGGAGCAGCUAUCUCUUUUCAAGUUCCUUGGUAUCUUGUUUGGAGUAGCCAUUAGAACAAAGAAACCUCUUGAUCUUCAUCUUGCUCCUGUGGUCUGGAAACAACUGGUCGGGAUACCCCUUACUACACAAGACUUGGAAGAGGUGGAUUUUCUUAAUGUGCAGAAUCUGCGAAGCAUCAGUGAUAUUGACAAGAGUGGAGUAAACGAAGAUAACUUUCAUGAGGUGAUACCCCUUGAGAGGUUUGAAGGUCAGAGUGCAGAUGGAAGGUUUGUUCCCGUUGUACCUGGGGGCUGGAGUAUCCCUCUCACAUUCAGUAACAGGAAGGAAUACGUCGAGAGGGCUCUGGCAUACAGAUUACAUGAACUCGACAGACAGGUGGCUGCUGUAAGAGAAGGUAUGUCAUGGAUCAUACCAAUACCACUCCUCUCACUCCUGACAUAUCGCCAGCUGGAACAGAUGGUUUGUGGGAUGCCUGUCAUCUCAGUCGAUAUCCUCAAGAGAGUUGUCAGAUACCGUGAAAUUGACGAACACCAUCCCUUGGUCCAGUGGCUUUGGCAGACUCUAGAACAGUUCACCAACGAAGAACGUGUCCUCUUCAUGCGCUUUGUGUCUGGACGGUCCCGCCUCCCAGCAAACAUUGCAGACAUCUCUCAGCGUUUCCAAAUCAUGAAAGUGGACAGGUCUGUUGAUGGACUCCCUACUGCCCAGACCUGUUUCUUUCAGCUUCGUAUUCCACCCUACUCAAGUCAAGCCAUCAUGGCAGAAAGACUACGCUAUGCCAUCCAUAACUGCCGCUCAAUCGACAUGGACAACUACAUGCUAUCCAGGAACACAGAUGCUGCAAACCUAUCUGAUGGAGAGAUGUAGGGAGUGUGUUCCUCAUAUUAGCCUUUGGCAGUAGGACAAUAUAUCUACUGCUUUCAAGAAACAUGGACACUGCCUAUUUUCAGAUCAUCAAGUGUACAUGUAAGACAGUCUGAUGGUUUGGAAGAGAAAUCAAUUUGCUGCAGAAAAACCAAGCUGUUUCAAAGCUAAUCAAUUGUGAGCUGAUUGUGAGUAGUGUGUUACGAUGGUGCUCUUUGACAGUUGGACAAUACAUCUACUGCAAUCAAGAAACCCAAACACUCUCAAUGAUUCAGAUAGUGCAGUGUACAUGUAGAGUGUUCUCUGAAGAUAUUCUGACAGUGUAGCAAGCGCAUCAUUUGUAGUCAAGAAACCUGACGCUGCAAGCUAGUCUGACGGUGAGGUGUAUGUGAGCUUCUAAGGUGCUCUUUGUAUGUUGGACAAUACAUCUACUGUUGUCUAGACACCUGGACACUGCCAGUUAUUCAGAUGGUGCAGUAUUCUGUAAAGACAUACUGACAGUUGGUAAGCACGUCCACUAUUUCUGAGAAACCCAGAUGCUGCAACUUGUUCGGUGAUGACAUUCUAUGGCCCUGUCAAUUUUUCUCAAGAUUGUUAGAAAACUGGAUGCCAUUAAUUCAUCAGAUUAUAAGCUUAGUAAUUUGUGGACAUGGGUAGUUCUGUUUUCUUGCCAUUGUGACAUAUGUUAGUUGUAUAUAAUUAUCACCUGAAUGCUGUAGACCAGGCAAUGAGAUUAAGUUAUUUUCCAAAGACAACAAUUUAUAAAAGUGUCAACAUUUUCUGUUAUGUAUUGUGUGGUAAGAGGUUUGGUGGUGCAAGAUUACUUGAUGUCAAUGUGCAAGAGAGAAUAUUUAUUUCAGGAUGAUACCAGUCAAAUAUCAGCCCACUUGCCUGGGUUUUUUGACAUUGCAAGGUUUAUAUAAAUAGGACAUGUAUUUUUUAUCAGUUUUUAUUACUUUUGCUGAAGUAAUUGCAUUAAAAAGUGUGUGAGCUUUACUUGCAUGUUUUCUUUAUGCAUGUCUGGCAUGUAACAGUACAUGAUAUUUUUAAGUUUACAGUCAUGUAUUUUAUAUUAGUCACAAAUGAUAUGGCUUGCAUCUGAAAAAAAAACGAAAGCUUAUCUGUCAUUAAAAUUGAUUUUUCAUACCCGAAUGAAAACAUACAGUUUGUCUGUGUAUGUACUUGUAGAUGUGCAGUUUAUCACAAAACAGUUGAGGAAAAACAAUGAUACUAUGGGAAAAUAGUUGAGAUAGGACAUACAUGUACACUGUAUGGUUCCAUUCAAGUUAUAUAAUGAAAAGAGGUUAUUCUAUAUUUGCUACAUGAACAGUACUCUAAAUAUGUUGUUGAGGAGAGAGGUAUACUGUAUAUCUUUGAUUUCUGAUGUUGUAUGUGUAAGUUAUAUUUAAUGGAAUUAAAUGCUGCUUUAACGGUUAUUAUUUGGAAUUGUUUAUUAGCAGGGAGCUUCAGGGAUCAACUAGUGUUUAUUUAUUAGGUUGGCUAACCAUUCUAAUCAAAGUGGACCUUCUUGCUAGAUUUCAGGUUGUAUUUGAGCGAGUCACUCAGGCUAGAAUCCUAAACACGAAUCACAAAUAAAAAAACACAAAAAGAAAAUAUGGUGAAUGCAGGAUAGCAUUUUGGCAGGUUUUUAUUAAAGCUGAUUCAGCUUCAUUUAAAGCCUACCCCCUUUCUACGCAAGCCAGUGCAGUCAAAGACAUCAUAAAUCCAUGAUCAGGAUUUUGGUUGACCUGAAGCAAUUUGACUGGUUCUACAAAUCAUCUUUCUAAUGGUUAUAUGUUUGUAUUUUGACAAACAUAAUUUUCACAAAUGACAAGAAAUUGCCUGAGUGCUGCCAUGGUUUAGUGUAAACCUUUAAAACUCUUAUUUUUUAAGUGUUACAAAAGUGAAAACACUAAUAUUGGUAUAUCGGUGAACAUAACACAGAUACAGGUACAUGUAUGUCGGGUUUACGAAUUGAAUUAAUAGCGUAUGAACAAUAAACUUAACAGUUUAGUUACAUCUAGAGAAGUUGUUAAAUAGAUGGACUGUGCAACAUUUUUUGAUUUUUUUUUACUUUAUAUUUUCAGAUGAAUAAAAGAAUGUAGCAAACAAAAAAUAUGGUGAAAUACAAAGAUAACUAUGUGCAAUGAAUAUAUUUACUUAUUUUCGUUCAUAUACAGAAAAAAAUGAUCUUUGUUGCUGUACAUUCAUAUGUUCCAGAUUCGAGGAAAAGUCUCUAAGGAAGAAAAAAUUCUAUAUCUGUAUAAAUCUUGAACUAUUUCAAAGAAAUGUUACAUUUUUAGAAGAGAAAUAGGUAUAACAGUGUAUUCUUCAUAUCAGGGUUAUUCAAUUGAUCGCCCAAUAUUUUUAUUUGAUUUGUUGUAUAUUUUCUUAUACAAAUAUAUAUACAUGCAAGUUUAGUAGAAAUAUAUAGAAAGAAACUGAUAAAACGGUGUAUCCAGAUAAAUUCCUUGAAUGCACCAAGCGAUGGAAGUCACAGCCCGAGCACCUCAGAAUAGAAUUGAUCGAUAAACGGCACUGAAUAAAUACCU